Molecule: messenger RNA, 666 nt
Organism: Phragmites australis (common reed)
Lineage: Eukaryota; Viridiplantae; Streptophyta; Magnoliopsida; Poales; Poaceae
Exons: 2
Coding region: 105-452 (115 amino acids)
Source: RefSeq, a predicted model, not a curated record
AUCUCCUCGGCUCAGCACCGCCUCAGCAUCUACACGACAUUGUUUGCUUGCCUCCCAAUAUUCUUCUUGCUUUCCUGCUUCGAGGGUUGGCUCCUCGAAUUGUGAUGCGCCCCAAGCAGGGAGAGCCGCAUCAUCUCCUCCAGCGCUCGCCGCCUUGCCUUGUGCCGUGCCGCCGCCGGCAUCCUUGCAUGCGCGGCCACCGCGUGUUCCUGUCCAUCACCACCGCCGUGUGCCGUGACAGCGACUCCGCCUACAGCCCUGCGGGGAGCAACGCGGCGCUCUAUACUUCUCCAUCCGAAUCCCGGUCACAGAGGAUGCCCUUUCAGCUGUACUUCGUCCAGCCACGGCCGUCGCUGGCCGGUACCCAAACGCUGCCCGGUGCGCUCACACGCACUCGCCUCGCCUGCCGAGCUGUUGCCUGCCAGCCAGAGGCAACGUCGCUGAGGCGCUGAGCGCACCGAAAAGCGGCAGCCUGCCAGGAGGCAAUGGCGGCAGGAUCUAAGUAGGUAUUUGUUUUGUUUUGGAUCAUCGUUUAGUUUAUUUUUUCUUAAUUUAGUAAGUGAGAGUGAAUCGUAAUUUAUUUUUUUAAGUUUUAGUCAAUACAAUGACUUAAAAUUAUAAUGACAUCCCAAAUGUCAGGUUGGUUUUGGGUUGGGUUUUAACCCG